This is a messenger RNA of Trichobilharzia regenti, 2421 nucleotides long. The record is from the annotation of a GenBank genome assembly. NCBI's taxonomy places the organism in Eukaryota, Metazoa, Platyhelminthes, Trematoda, Strigeidida, Schistosomatidae.
AUGGCAGCAUCUCUAGGGGAUGAUGAACUCCGUCGAGAAUUAAAAGCUUUAGGUGUGGACGCUGGCCCCAUUACUGCAACGACGAGGUCUGUGUACGUAAAAAAACUUGAAAAGCUACAGAAAGAGAGAAAACAACCUCUCACAGCGCCUGCACCUAAGGAAUUUGCACAAGCACCUAAACAAAAUGCAAAGAUUCGCAAACCUACGAAUGUUGCAACUCAAAAAGACGUCGUUUCCACUCCUGUGCUUCCCACACUUGAGUCCUCAAAUGUGCAUAACAUAAGAAGUCCUUUUAUCAUUAGUCGUAAACGAAACAUAAUUGAGGAGAAUCGAGAACAUGCAACUGAAGGAGAUAGACACUUAGGUAAUAAAUUAUUUUCGAGCACCAAAGUACAAUCCACCAGACAUGAAAUGGUGGACUUAUCUGAACCAUACACUGACAUUUUUCCAAGUUCCAGCCAAUUGGAAUCAUCCAAAGUCACAGGUACAUUUCACAAUGAUACAGACGAGAUUUCUUCAACAGCAUCACGAAGACCGACUUCUGUGCGAAAUUUUUCACGAAGUUUUACUAAAAGUACCACAAACUACGCACCAACCAAAAAAACCUAUGUCUACAUUAGAGAAGAUUCUGCCGAUGAAGACGAUACAGACGAAGAAUCUACUAAACCAAGUCCAGUCUCAUCGACGUUAUCGAGAGUUGCUGGCUGGCUAAACCGAAGUGCUCAUGAAUUCGCUAAACCUAAAUCUCCAGGAAAUGAGUCUCAUUACGUAAAAUCUACGCCUCGUCCGCGUCAUUCUGUCCAUAACGACCGCCUGCAAAUAUCAGAUACGGAUAACUCCGAUAUAGAAAACUCUACUCGUAGUCCGUUCUUCAAGCAACUGUACUCCUCUCCUUUCAGAAACAUGAAAUCUCGGGAUACUGGGAUAACAACAUCUCCUGGCCUCUUAUUCACUCCUCCAUCUAGAAGUUUUGAAAGGUCAAAACACCAUGGUACUUCUGUGCUUUCUGAAGAUGCUGAUAUGGAUGAUCCCUCCAGUAGCGAAAAGCAAUAUAAUCAGAAGAAGAAUGUCCCCAGUAGUCUUUUAUUUGGGAAGUAUUUUUCAAGCAAUGUUUCAUACAUUCCUAAUUUAAUACUUAUUUCAAGUAUUUCCCUAUUUGUUAUAUUGGUGGCCAGUUACUUAUUUUUGAGGGAUCAUCAUGGAGAAGUUGGAAAAAUGGCAGAUGUACAGAAGCUGCUUUGUCGAUCUUCGGAUGGUGAAUAUGCGAAGGGUUUGCAUCGCUGCCUCCAUGACGAAGAUUUAACUGCAACCUUAUCAGUUCUUGGCACUUUGUAUGAUAUUCUCAGUCGAUAUGCUGGAGAGUUUCACUGUAAAAUUGGAUCACUGAAUAGCCCUCGUCUAUCUGUUUCCACCGCAGAGCGUUUAGUUGAACAUAAUUUACAAAUGAAAGGUUGGCCAUUAUUUCGAAAGACUGAUUUUCAUCGUGUAUGGGAGAAUACACUAUACGUGUUAUUGCAUGUUGGAAAAAAGCAUUUUCAUCUGGUCGCCAUUGAUGCUACUAACUCUGCACUAGGACCAUUCAGUCAUGUAGGGCAAAUUGUCGAAUUGGAAAGUCUCCAACCAUAUUUUCCUGGUGUUUGUCGCCUACGUCAGUGGUUUCAAUGGUUCACCGGUGUGUGCACAACAGUAUUGUGCAUCGCUUUAGUAUGCUUGGUUAUUUCGUUCUUGGCGUAUGGCGUGUAUCUACUACGUUCCAGGAGAUUGCGAGCGCUAGAACGCCAGGCUUGUCGAGUGAGAGAAUUAGUAGCUGAAGUUGUGUAUUUGUUACAAAAUCAACUACGAGAAAAUGAAGCAAACCCUGAUCAACCUCCGUAUAUUCCUGUCUACGUGAUACGCGAACGUUUAAGACAGAAACACCAUGAUGUUGAAAAGCUAUGGUCAGAAAUUGUACGUUACGUUUAUGAAGUUGAAACAUGUAUUGCUGUCCAAGAAUGGCGAGGUAUCGGUGAGACAUGGCAAUGGCAAAGUGGUACGGGUUGGCAAGGUUCAGCCGUUAUGGACAAGUCACAGAAGCCAAGCUUUAUUGUCCCUCCUACAGAGUGUUUAAAAAUUAGAAAUAUGUUUUCUACUGAGGGUAUUGAUGAACGUGGACGAAGACGCAUUAAACGUGAACUCCUGAAGAAAUUAAUCUCUUGUGGACCGAUUUUACAUAUUGGUCUGGAUAGUGUUAGAACAAAUGGUUUAGUAUACGUCAAAUGUGCAGAUGCUGAUACUGCAGGCCGCGUAUUUCAUUCAAUACACGCCAAUUAUUUUGAUGGUCGUUUGUUAACUGUCAAAUUCCUAAGAGAUGCAAAGUAUUGUUUACGUUUUCCUGAAGCUCACAAUGUAAAACAACCCCUUCGAUUAGGCGAUUUUGAAUAA